Messenger RNA from Coffea eugenioides, 3648 nucleotides. Its product is annotated as filament-like plant protein 4. The coding region runs from base 194 to 3445 and encodes 1083 amino acids. Lineage: Eukaryota; Viridiplantae; Streptophyta; Magnoliopsida; Gentianales; Rubiaceae. The record is from RefSeq and is a predicted model, not a curated record. The transcript is spliced from 6 exons.
ACGUCCUCCAUCACUCCAUCACCACCACCACCGCCGCCGCCACCUCCUCCUCCUCCGUCCUUUCUCUCUCUUCUUAGAUCUUAAACAUUCUCCGGAGAGCUUAACAGUAAAGCAUUUUUACUUUUUCUUAUUGUUUCUUUUCUUCUACUACAGCGGUAAAUCAGCUGCAUUGUCAGUGUCCAGUGAAUUGGCAAUGGACCGAAGGAGCUGGCCUUGGAAGAAAAAAUCAUCAGAUAAAGCAGCUAGUGUCACUGUUGCUUCAGACUCUAAUAAUGCUCCUUCAGAUUCAGCAGGAUCUCACGGUGAUCAGGUAAAGAAGGAUGACUACAAAAAGCCGAAGUAUGUGCAAAUAUCCGUGGACACCUAUUCUUACCUAACUGGAUUGGAGGAUCAAGUGAAGUCCUAUGAGGAACAAGUGGGCACUUUGGAAGAAGAGAUCAAGGAACUAAAUGAAAAGUUAGCUGCAGCCAAUACAGAGAUGACUAAUAAGGAAAACCUGGUGAAACAACAUGCUAAAGUGGCUGAAGAAGCUGUUUCAGGUUGGGAAAAGGCUGAGGCAGAAGCUUUAUCUUUGAAAAACCAUCUAGAAUCCGUUACACUGUUAAAGCUAACAGCUGAAGAUCGGGCAUCACACCUGGAUGGAGCUCUCAAGGAAUGCAUGCGGCAGAUACGAAACCUGAAGGAAGAACAUGAACAAAAACUUCAUGAAGUUGUUGUCAACAAAACAAAACAGAUUGACAAGUUAAAGCUUGACUUUGAAUCAAAAAUAUCCAAUUUGGACCAAGAAUUGCGCAGGUCUGCUGCUGAAAAUGCUGCCCUUUCAAGGUCUUUGCAAGAGCGUUCAAACAUGCUGAUCAAGCUAAAUGAGGAAAAAUCACAGGCUGAAGCAGAGAUAGAACUUCUGAAGAGCAAUAUUGAAUCAUGUCAAAAGGAAAUAAAUUCGCUAAAGUAUGAAGUCCAUAUAGUUACAAAGGAGUUAGAAAUCCGUAAUGAGGAAAAGAACAUGACUGUAAGAUCAGCAGAAGUGGCAAACAAGCAGCAUUUGGAAGGAGUAAAGAAAAUAGCUAAGCUGGAAGCAGAGUGCCAAAGAUUACGUGGUCUUGUUCGAAAGAAGUUGCCUGGUCCUGCUGCGUUGGCACAAAUGAAGCUAGAAGUUGAAAGCUUAGGCCGUGAUCAAGGGGAAACUCGGAUGAAGAGAUCUCCAGUAAAGCCUCCUGUGGCACAUUUGUCGCAAUUGCCUGAAUUUUCAAUAGACAAUGCACACAAAUAUCAGAAAGAGAAUCAGUUGCUCACAGAACGCUUACUGGCCAUGGAGGAAGAAACAAAAAUGUUAAAAGAAGCUGUGGCCAAGCGUAACAGUGAAUUGCAAGCCUCUAGGAGUAUUUGUGCUAAGACAGCUAGCAAGCUUCAAAGUCUGGAGGCACAGUUGCACGCUAAUGGAGAACUAAGAAGUCCUCUAAAAUUCAACAUUCAGAUGCCUAUUGAAGGUUCUUUGAGUCAAAAUGCAAGCAAUCCACCAAGCUUAACAUCCAUGUCUGAAGAUGGAAAUGAAGAUGAUGCGAGUUGUGCUGGGUCUUGGGCUACUGCAUUAGUGUCUGAGCUCUCUCAUUUCAAGAAGGAAAAGAACAUUGAUGGUUCUCAGAGGUCUGAAAAUGCUAAUCAUCUGGAGCUGAUGGAUGACUUCCUGGAAAUGGAGAAAUUAGCAUACCUAUCAAAUAAUUCAAAUGAAGCAGUUUCUGUCUCUGAUAUUUCAAACAAUGGGAUAUCUGAUAUUGUAAAUCAUAACUCUGCAGUUGAAGGAGGAUUACAGGAGCAUCACGACUCUGAUUCAUUGGAAAUUCAGAUCUCUUCCAAGUUAGAACUGCCACAAAAAGACCCUGAAGUCAAUGCAGAUCCUCUGGUAAAGCUCCAGUCAAGACUUUCUGUGAUACUUGAGUCACUAACUAUGCAUACUGACAUUCACAAAGUUUUGGAGGAUCUUAGACAUGUGGUGCAGGAAACAUAUGAUUGUCUGCACCAUCAAUCUGUGAGCUGUGUUGUAGAGGCAACUCAAGCUCUCGAUGCUUCAUCUGAUUUCAAAAGUGAAGCCGAAGUGACUUCGGAGAAGGAAACAGUUUUCUCUGACCAGCGCAAACCUUGUAUGGAGACUUUGUGUGCUCUAAGCCAGGAAUUAGUUGCUGCUAUCACUCAGAUUCAUGACUUUGUAACAGUUUUGGGCAAAGAGGCCAAGGUUGUGCAAGGAAUAUCUGUAGAUGGUGAGGGACUAGGUGAAACAUUGGAUGACUUUUAUGGCAAAUAUAAUGAGGUUGCAAGCAGCAAAGGUGAUCUGGUUAAAUUUGUCUUUAGCCUUUCUCGUGUGUUAGGUAAAGCAAAUGAGCUCCAUUUUAAUGUCCUCGGCUACAAAAUAUCUGAAGUAGAAAGUAACAAUUCUGAUUGUAUCGACAAGGUUGCCUUACCAGAGAAUAAAGGCUCCCAGGAUUCAACAGAUAGGUAUCCAAAUAACUGCACCAACUUUUCUGAUUCCAAUUCUGAUCCUGAUAUUCCCCAUGAGGGAAGUCCUGUUCCAACCUCUGAAUUAACUGCUACCUCAUGGAAAUGUUCAUUAGAGGAGUAUGAACAACUGAAGUUAGAGAAAGAGAGCUUUGUAGUUGAUCUAGCUCGAUGUACUGAAAACCUGGAAAACACCAAGACUCAGUUGCAGGAGACUGAAGGACAAUUGGCAGAAGUUAAGUCACAGUUAACUUCUGCGCAGAAGUUGAACAGCUUGGCUGAGACUCAGCUCAAGUGCAUGGCGGAGUCAUAUAAAACACUUGAAGCACGUGCAGAAGAACUGCAAACUGAAGUAAACCUCCUCCAGGUAAAAAUGGAGAGUCUGGAUAAUGAGCUCCAGGAGGAGAGAAGAAAUCAUCAGGAUGCUUUGUCCAGAUGCAAGGAUCUUGAAGAACAGCUGUUAAGGAUCAGAAGUUGUCCGCCUGAUGUUGAUGCCAAGACUAAUCAGGAGAGAGAUCUGACAGCUGCAGCAGAGAAGUUGGCUGAGUGUCAGGAAACAAUAUUCCUCCUCGGCAAGCAGUUGAAAGCCUUGCGUCCUCGAACAGAGUCGAUAGGGUCCCCAAACCAUGAGAGGAAUCACAAGGACGAGGGUUUCAACGAGGAACCCACCAUCAGUGGUAUGAACUUGCAAGAAAUUGAUCCAUCUGAGUCAGACAUGGCCACUUCAGUCAGUUUGCACCGAGCAGGCGGCGACUCCCCAGUAGACUUAUACUCUGCCCCGUUUAGUCCUGACUCUGAAGGAAACAACCUGCUGAAGUCGCCAACAAGCUCAAAAUAUUCAAAGCAUCGGCCUACUAAGUCGGGCUCAUCUUCUUCAUCUUCUACACCAACUCCAGAGAAACAGUCUCGUGGAUUAAGCAGAUUCUUUUCCUCAAAGGCGAAGACUGGCAACUAGUGCUUUUGUCUUUGCAAGUCUAUCGAAGGUUGGUCGGGGCUCAAAUAAGAUGUAUCUAGAGAAAGCAUUUGUAAGUUUGUCUGUAGAUAGAAGUCCAAAUCUCUUUUUAGUUUGAUGUUGUAAUGUUCCAAUAGUCCGUGAUGAAGCUUGAGAUGGUCGCGAACCAUCAAAAUGGGAAACUCUUAUCCAUUUGGUUAUCACAA